AAAAAAAACUAAACGAUCCGAAAACUCGAUUAUUAUAUAUGUCUAUCGACAGCCUGUUGCUAUUGCAACCGUGACUUGUAAUUCAAAACACAACCGGAUGGUUUUAAGAAGAAAACCUGUAGAGUCAUAUAAGGAAGUUGCGCUUGGAUAAAAUCGUUUCAAAUGGGAGCGGUGUGCACAGUUCCUGCUCCGGUAACGCAAGCUGUAGACAUGCCUCUCGUUCUCUAUCAUUUUCCAGUUAGCUCGCCUUGUCGAGCUGUUAUUAUGACAGCCAAGCAUCUCGGCAUCGAACUGUCCUUAAAAGAAAUUAAUCUGUUUAAUAAAGAACAAUUAAAACCGGAAUUUCUCAAGAUUAAUCCACAACAUUCAGUUCCAACUUUGGACGAUAAUGGCUUCAUUCUUUGGGAAAGCCGAGCCAUAAUGGGCUAUUUAGUCAACAAAUAUGCUCCAGGAAAUUCUUUGUAUCCAGAAGAUCCACAGAAAAGAGCCGAAGUAGACAAAAUGUUAUAUUUUGAUAUUGGAAAUCUAUAUAAAAAGGUGCUCGAUUUCGUGUUUCCUCAAAUAUUUACUGGGGCUAAACCUGAUGAGGAAAAGAGGAAAAUAUUAAGAGAUUCUACUGCCAUUUUAGAUGAAAUUUUAUCUAAAUCACAGUACAUUGCUGCAGACCAUAUAACACUCGCAGAUCUAUCUAUAAUUGCUGGUAUCGGUUUUGCCGAGGUGAUGGAUAUUGAUUUUAGUGAAUUCGAGCAUAUCAAAAACUGGAAAGAAAAGCUGGAAAAAGAAUUACCUUACUAUAAAGAAGUUAACGAAAAAGCAUUGGAAGAUUUCAAAGAUUAUUUGAAAUCAAGGAAACAGUAAUACAAAAAUUUUCAGUGUCAGUUUCCAAAUUAUGGUUCCUAUUCCAUAUCGUUUAAUUUUGAUACUGUUCUUAGAAUAUACACAAUGUGCUUGUGUCUAUCUUUAUUGUUACGGCUAAUAAACAUUUAUUUGGAAAU
Molecule: messenger RNA, 995 nt
Organism: Centruroides sculpturatus (bark scorpion)
Lineage: Eukaryota; Metazoa; Arthropoda; Arachnida; Scorpiones; Buthidae
Product: glutathione S-transferase 1-like
Exons: 6
Coding region: 163-858 (231 amino acids)
Biological process (GO): glutathione metabolic process
Molecular function (GO): glutathione transferase activity
Source: RefSeq, a predicted model, not a curated record